GCGAAGAGCUCGACAUGUCAUUCAGAGGAAUCCGCCACCUGAAACGCGAGGAAGUGGAAGGCGACUCAAUUGCUUAUAAAGCAUCACACCACAUCUGCCCCGAGCAUUGCAAGCCGAUGAAAACAUCAGCUAGGAGCUCGGCGCUGGACGUUGGCGUUAUUCUAUUUUUCCUGGGAAUGAUCAUAAUUGUCAUUUGUUCACAUACUGAGUCAGUGCAUUUGGGAAGCCCCCUGUCGCUGUUUGACCGUUUAUCUGAAUGACCCAAGAACAAACACUAUACUGGAAUUAACUGAUAAUCACACCGUGUCUUGCGCACCUGUUACCUGCACGGAGCGCCAAAGCAUGAUUCCUCCGGGAGAUUGCAUGUACGCUGGACGCAAGAGGAGGAAACCCGUCCAAAAACAGAAGCCUUCGUCGUCCAACGAGAAGACAAACCCGUCGAAGCGGCACCGCGACCGUCUGAAUGCCGAGCUGGACCGGCUGGCCAGCCUUCUGCCCUUCCCCCCCGACGUCAUCACAAAGCUGGACAAGCUCUCGGUGCUGCGCCUGGCCGUCUCCUACCUCCGCGUCAAGAGCUUCUUCCAAGCGAAUCCAGAGAAACCGCCCAGGAAGAACAGCAUCAGCCCGGCCGCCUCCGUCCCGGAGCCCAGCAAAGGGCCCCUUCCCCUGGGCCCCUCCACCACCGAGAGCGGCCUCCUACUGGAUUCGCUGACAGGCUUUGCGUUGGUCGUCAGCAGUGAUGGGAUGGUGUUCUACGCCUCCUCCACCAUCGUGGACUACCUUGGAUUCCAUCAGACGGACGUGAUGCACCAGAAUGUGUUUGACUACAUCCACAUUGACGACCGCCAGGAGUUCAAACGCCAGCUGCACUGGGCCAUGUGUCCCCCACAACACAAGGGGGCGCACCAGGAGCACCAGCUCCCACCGGGGACUGGUGAGGAGUACGUGGUGAGCAAUCUCUUCCACUCCCCUGACGGAGGCAGUAUCCCCCCGGAGCUCAACUCCUUCCUCAACCGUUGCUUCAUUGCCCGGGUGCGCUGCCUGUUGGACAGCACCUCUGGCUUCCUGACUAUGCAGUUCCAGGGACGACUGAAGUUCCUCGUGGGGCAGAAGAAGAAGUCUGGCUCGGGGGCCCUGCUGCCGCCCCAGCUGGCCCUGUUCUGUGUGGCCGUGCCCCUGCUGAUGCCCUCCAUCACAGAGAUGAAGAUGAAGAGCCUGCUGCUGAGGGGGAAGAGCAGGGGAGGCCCAGGGUUCCUCCCAGGCAUGGAUCCCAGCGAGCGAGGGGAGCCUUUCAGGAGACAUUCAGGGAACGGAGGGAUGGGUGAGGCCUGUGACCCUCUCUUGCUCCCUUGCUCCACGCCGAAUGAUGCCCAGCGGGGCCAGCACACCCCCUGGACCCCCCUCUCCAAGGACAACAUCAAGUACCGGCCGGAGGGCUUCUACAACCAGGACGAGCCCCUCAACUACUGUAAGACCUCAAUGGCUCCCCACAAAGGCCUCAGCCCAGGCCUGGGCGGUGGGUGGCCUCAGCGGCCCAACUCCGGAGCCAUCAGGGCGGGGCAGGGAGGUGGCUACCUCCCCUCUAACAGGAUGAACAAGGCCAACCACUACGGGAAGCCGUACCGCCAGCCCCCCAGCUGCAACGGAGGCCGGGGCGGCGAGGUGUUUGUCUCCCGUCUCUAUGGCAACCUCCAGAGCCCAACCGAGCCGGACACGUACUGCGUGGACCUGGUGAAGAGCGAGGGUGGCUACGGCGAGUGCUACAACGCGCACCUGAUGGCGGAGAUGCCGCCCAUCAAGGUGGAGCACGACUCGGACUCGGAGAACGGCCUGGACCCCUACGGCCGGCCCUGGGCCUGCCGCGACCCGGGCCUCAUGGAGCGCUGCUACGGCAACGCGCUGUACGACCCCAACACCGGCGUCCAGCUCAAAUCCGAGGCGGACUUCUACGACCAGCCGUACUCGCCGUGUCUGCGGGGGAAGGCCGCCAUCAGCCCGCCGUACGUCCACCACGGUCACUACGACAACUACGCCGCCGUCAAUGGCGUCAACGCGCCAGGGCGGCUGCAGAAGUACAACAAAGACCCCGGCCACAUGCACAACAACAACAACCACAACAACCACAACAACAACAACAGCCAGUUCAGCCCCCACCGGGGCCCGCACCCGGACCCCCUUUGUAGCAGCCAGACGCUGAACCUCAUUGACGCCCAGGCCUACCAGGGCGCUCCCAUGGAGCCCCACAAGGCCUUCAUGCAGCAGGACUACGGCAAGCACAACGGCUACGAGUUCAAGGGUCACGGCAUCAUCCACUCCAUCAAGCGGGAGCCAAUGGACUCACCGCCGUGGUCGGAGAAUGGCCAUGACAUGGGCCAGGCCUUGAUGGGUGCCACCCGGAACGGUAUGCCCUGCGCCAUGAACGCAGGCCACCUCAAAACCAACCCGUACGUGUACAUGCAGUGAAGAGCAGCAGGAGGUGUGUGAGGGGAAUGAUGUUGCUGAAGUAUUGUACAUGCAGACGGGAUGUUUGUUCUUUCGUAGAAAAGGAUAGUGAGGAGUUUCAUGUACUUGCAUAACAAAUUCAGCCUUAUAUAUACAAGAAUAAUACGUAUUCCUUUUUUUCUUGAGGAACUUUCACUGUCAAAAUUGUUGAUUGCCUCUCGAAUUGGUCAUUAGAGAGACAACAUUUUGAGACUUGACUUUGCAAAUUUAAUUUGCAAUAUUAAAACAUAGUACAUAAGAGUUUUUAAUUCAACUUGCACAUUAGAUUCGACAAGGGUACACAAAUUUGGUCCGCAGGUAAAAUACUUCUGCAACAUUAUUACCUUCAUAGUGGAAACGAGUACCUUUGCUGUGACACAUGUGGACAUUCUCGUGGUCCUUCCCUGAAAGAAACUAAACACAUGUACAGUAAUGUAAAUCAAUUUAUCAUGGGUUAUCAUGCACAUGCACCAGCAGUACACAAAAACUACCUUUUAAGUCAUGAAGACAUCCAGGCUAUUACACCGAGAGAUAUCAUCUUUCAUUGGAAAAAGGUUUCAGGGACUAGCAUUGUGACAAUCAAAAACAGUGAUGCAUACAUUUUGUUUUGUUUUGUUUUUUGGAUAUGGUGACAAGUCCUGUUGACACCCGUUUGGUUUUUGUGCUUUGUGUUGUUCACACCUGGCUUUUUUGAGGUUUGGGGGAUUUUAGUGUUUAGAGUCAAACGUAAUUGUCGGUUAAUAUGAAGGUAUACAGUUGUCGUGGUAAUAAGCAUAUGUGUAUCACCUUUGUUUGAUAAUCAGGGCCUGUAGCGCGUCUGACCUUGUUUCCAAAGAGGCCAAAGAGCUCUGUAGAAUACAAUGUCCCUGUUUGUUGGUCAUGUGAAACGCCACUGCGUCAUGCCCAUCACAGUAAACUGCAGGUUGCUGACGUCCAACCUUCCGAAAUAGUUUACAAAAUGAAACCCUGUAUGUUCGUCAACAAAGAUUGGAAUACCUUAGUCUUGUUUCUGGUUAUUUUUGCUGUGGAGGGAAGGGGAUCUUCUUAUUACCACAUCAUUAAUGCAAGGCAACAAAUUACCUCUGUGCUUGCCUUCACAAAAUUGUCUUUAAAAGCAAAUAAUGAUUAUCUUAUUCUAACUUACUAGUUUCUAAUUCAGAAUGAUUACAUCGAAACCAUACCCAUAAUUAUGCAAGCAAUGUCAGGCAAAAAAGAAAUCAAAAUGGUUAAACUUUGCACAAAUAUACUGAAUGCAUGCAUGCAUAAAAAUCAACUCCGUUCUGUGAAGCUACUAUUGUAGUUUUAGUUGCACUAUCGCGAGAGUUUCAAUAAAAAGUCCAGCCUUCGCAGACAGGUUGCUUAUUAUCUUUGAAAUGUGUUGCUUUUCAAUUAAUGUCAAAAUGAUUAAUAUUUAUUGUCGGAGGCAGAAGUUCGUAUUUAAAAAAAAAAAAGGUUUUGAAGGCUUUGCUUGCUUUUUGAUAAAUGCUGAUAACGAGAGAUGGUAAAUACAGUGUACAUAUUGCAGUGUUUCUACGUGUUUUUGCAUCUAUUAAAAAUACUUCUUUAUAUAUGCA
Gadus morhua (Atlantic cod) is the source of this 4055-nucleotide messenger RNA. It is a transcript of the gene ahrra, whose product is annotated as aryl-hydrocarbon receptor repressor a. Gene Ontology annotation, biological process: regulation of transcription by RNA polymerase II; xenobiotic metabolic process; response to xenobiotic stimulus. Gene Ontology annotation, molecular function: protein dimerization activity; nuclear receptor activity; transcription cis-regulatory region binding. NCBI's taxonomy places the organism in Eukaryota, Metazoa, Chordata, Actinopteri, Gadiformes, Gadidae. The record is from RefSeq and is a predicted model, not a curated record. The coding region runs from base 343 to 2463 and encodes 706 amino acids. Gene Ontology annotation, cellular component: aryl hydrocarbon receptor complex; nucleus. The transcript is spliced from 9 exons.